Molecule: messenger RNA, 3017 nt
Organism: Contarinia nasturtii (swede midge)
Lineage: Eukaryota; Metazoa; Arthropoda; Insecta; Diptera; Cecidomyiidae
Gene: Ntan1
Product: protein N-terminal asparagine amidohydrolase
Exons: 7
Coding region: 781-1716 (311 amino acids)
Biological process (GO): ubiquitin-dependent protein catabolic process
Cellular component (GO): nucleus
Molecular function (GO): protein-N-terminal asparagine amidohydrolase activity
Source: RefSeq, a predicted model, not a curated record
AAGCUUCAAGUCUACUUAAGGCAACCGACUCGAACGGACGUGUGCACGAAACACAACACAAUCCAAUUUCGAUAUUCACAUACAGAGAAAAAUAAAUAAAUAUUGUUAUUGUGACAUCUACGGCCGAACAUAUUUUCAUUGGUUACGCGAUUCAUAUACAAAAAAAAUAUAUUUUUUUGUUCUUCCUUCAAAUAUUUGACCAUUCAAUCGAUCAAUCCUUUUUGCACGAUUCAUGUUCAUUCGAAUAUCCUGGACGUGUGUGCGACCAAGUGCUGCAGUUUCUCACCUGCACACAUAUUUUUAACUCAAUCAAUUUACAACUGAUUUCCGGCGAAAAUUUAACAUUGACUUGUAUAAUUAUAAUAGUGAAUUAUUAUUAAUUUUUUAGUUGUGCUGUUUUAAACGAAUUUAAUUUCAUUGAAAAGAAAAAUUCCACAUUGAAUAAUGAAUUUUUUGACAAAAUUAACCACAAAAUAAUCACAUUGAUAAGAUUUAUGAGAAUAUAAAUUGAGAGUAACUGAAAAAAAAAGAGAUUAUAAUUUGAUCGGAAAAAUACCGGCAUUUUUUUUUGUUGCCUGUCUACUGUGGCUUUGAAAUAGAAACAUUUUUUACAACAAAAAAAAAGAAGAAAAAAAUAAACGCAACACUAAUUUAGUGAGAAAUCGAUUAAAAUCAGAAAUAAUAUUGUCAAGUGUGAUCAUAUUUUGCAAAUUCACAAACUGUUCAAACAACUCUAAUUACUCAUCUGUCCUUCUGUGAAAUUCUCAUCACAAAACGAAAAUGGUUUUGGUAUUAAAUGGCGUUCUUCAAGAUGACUGUCCGUCCGACACAGUGUCAUUGUUCAUGCAACAUCCAGUAUACAGAGAUUAUGCCAAUCAAUUGGUAUCGAUACCAACGAAAACGAUCGGCCCAGUAGGUCUCUUAUAUGUAGGCCAAAGGGAAAUGGCAGCGGUUGCAACGCACGAUAAAAAUGUCAAUAUUAUUGGUUCAGAUGAUGCCACCACUUGUAUUAUAGUUGUAGUUAGACAUUCAGGUUCUGGUGCUGUUGCGCUGGCUCAUUUAGAUGGCAACGGAACGGAUGAGGCCGUUUCAACCAUGGUGCAUAGAGUUAAUGCAUUGGCAUUUGGUUAUCCAGAAGGUCGAAUAGAAUUGCAAUUGAUUGGCGGUUACAGAGACCAACCGGGUGGCUAUGCUGAAGACUUAUUUUAUACGAUAAUGCAGUCAUUUCAUAAACUACCAAUGGAAAUCGAUUUGACGCAAGCCUGUGUCGGCGAAUUGAAUACAAUUUUACGUGGUGAAACAAAUUGGCCAAUUAUUUAUGGUGUCGGUGUGAACAUAAAAACCGGUGAAAUAUUCCCAGCUUCGUUUCCAGACAAAGGUCCCGAUUUGCAAUUGCGCCAAGCACGAAAUUUUACUGGCGGCCAAACGGUUUUAGAUAUAUACGAUUCAACGGCCGGCAUGUUGCGCAUAGGACCAUUUAAUUAUGAUCCCAUCCGAGGAGUUGAUCUAUGGCUAGCUCAAAGUGAUGAAUUUUUAUUAACGCAUUUAUCAACCAGUCCAGAAGUGGAACCACCACAUUUCACGAAUCAGGUUCGGCUAACAUUGAAAUAUAUUCAAGAUAAUCAAUUUCCGGCGGUGACUGUAUUUCGUGAUAAUCGGCCACGUUAUUAUCAACGCGACGAUAUGACUGGCACCUGGACAUUAGUAAGAUUUUAAUUAAAACUAACAAUUAUCUCUCUUGUUUUUUGAUUGUGUGCUACGAGGACAAAAGCAAGAAUUUUGUUAUUAGUAUAAAUAUAUAUAUAAAAGAAACUCUGUGUAACGAAAAACAAUUCCGAAAUUCUCAGCUCAAUUUCAUUAAAGAAAAACAAACAGAAACAAAAUUCAAACAAUUAUAUAAUGGAAGAGGUCAAUAAAUAUCGCAAAAAUCAAUUAUAACAUGAAUGAAAAAAAUGCGUUUGUAUCAAAAUGAAUGCACUUUGUCUACUGUCCAUGUCAGGCCACAAUUUAUUACCGUUGCCAUCAAACUAUUCCAAAAUCGAUAAGUUUAGUAGAUCUAUGUCGAGCAAAAAAACAAACGAAAUCACAAAUUGCAUUCAAAACUCGAUUCACAAUGCAUUUUGAAGUUAAAAUGAUGAGAAAAAAUAGAAAAUUUCCGAUAAAAAAAAAAACAUAAUAUAUAAAUGUAUGUCAAAUCCAAUUGUUAUCAACAAAAAAUGAUAUUUUACGUUACUAUUUAAUUAUCGUUAAUCAUUUCUUUAUGAUGUGUUUUUUUUAUUAUGAUUAUUAUUAUUAUUAUAAAAAUAUGUUUUUGAGAAUUAGACGAAGAUUUGAAGUAUAAAAAGGUGAGAGCAUGCAAAACAAUGUGCGAAUUAAAAAAAGAAAAGAAAAUAAAGAGCCGACGGCACCGAAGCGAAAAUCUACAUUUUUAUCAAUUAACUUAAUUUAUUGCAAUGUCAUAAUUUUGUUUAGUAAUUUAGCAACACCACAUACACAAUAUCAUAUCUAUCUAUAUAUAAAUUUGCUUCCCCAAAUAUGGGUUUCCCAAUUUUCCGCUCUUGCCAUACAAUACGAAUACUAAAUCCACUCACCACAAUGCGAUUUAUCGCAUCACUGAUUUUGAAAAAAAAAAAAAAAUCCCCAUUGUAUCUUAUGUUUAUAUUGGAGAUUUUGAAGACGAACAACGUAUAAUAUUAACUUCAAAUAUUUUUUUUAUAAAAGAGUGGAAAAUAAGAAAAAAAAAGAGUUUGUAUAUAUCUCAAUAUAUAAAUCACAUAUAAGCAUAUAGUAACAGAAAAAACGUUCCUCGUACGUGAAUUUGACUUAAUCAAAAAAAAAAUCGAUUCUAAGUGUAACAAUGCGCAUCUAAUAAUAAUUUUUGUUUCGGUUUUUAAAUGAUGAAUACACACACAUACAACAAUUUUGAGCUUAUAAAUUACAAUUAAAGAAAUGUGUACUUUAGUUCAAUAAAAUGUUAUAGAAAUAUAUUCAAUCCCACAACAGCCAAAAUAAGAAAA